This is a messenger RNA of Suillus clintonianus, 2259 nucleotides long. RefSeq lists its product as uncharacterized. The coding region runs from base 1 to 2259 and encodes 752 amino acids. The transcript has 11 exons. NCBI's taxonomy places the organism in Eukaryota, Fungi, Basidiomycota, Agaricomycetes, Boletales, Suillaceae. The record is from RefSeq and is a predicted model, not a curated record.
AUGCCUCCCCGUGCCAUUGCCAGUCCCAAGAAGAAAAGGUCCAAACGCAAAGGAUCUGAUGCUUCGAAGGCCGGCUUGCCAAAGAAGUCUCGGGCUGCAGACACUGCCGAAGUACCCAGCACGGUACCUCUUGUGUCCCUUGGAUUGACUGGAGCAGAAGUGGAAGACAGUGUUCCCCGUCGUUCUGGCCGCUCCAACGCGGGAACUGGAGGUAGGAACGCCCAGCUGGAGAAGAUCGGAUUAGCACUACAAGCUAAACCUCGAACUCAUGAAUGCAAGGGUAUGACGUCCCUUGGUCCCGAUGUUCCAGUCAAUCCUCAAGCCCCAGAGCUACGUCAUAAAGGUCGAAAGAAGGCUUCUAAGGCGGUUCCUCCACCAUACAGCUCACUUGUUAGCGAUGCUCCAGAUGCCUUAGCCAUGGAUAUCAUUUCCACAGGGCCCAGCUUGACAUUACAGCAACCUGGUAAAAGGUUUGGAUUUGCUGCUCCAAGCGCCACUGAAACUGUUCAUCCCGGUACUGGGGCAUCAGAUAACCCAUAUGUUGCCGUUGGGAUGAAGGUCGCUGAGCAGCGUGCUCGUAAUGCUAUUUCUGAGCAGCGAGCUCGGGAUGCUGUCGCUGAGCAGCGAGCUCGGGAUGCUGUCGCUGAGCAGCGAGCUCGGGACGCUGUCGCUGAGCAACGAGCUCGGGAAGCUGUCGCCGAGCAACGAGCUCGGGAAGCUGCCGCCGAGCAACGAGCUCGGGAUGCUGUCGCUAAACAGUACACCCAGAACACCGUCCCUGAAAAGCCAAUGGUACUGCCAAGGUCCGUCUUUUUGGAGAAAAACUUGGACCCAGCUCUGCGCCAGCAGGAUGGCGCUGUUAGGGCUCAAUGUCGUCUAGGAUCCGAGGAGGACAGUGACUCCAAAGGCGGCAGCAGUAGUGACAGCGACAACAGCGACAACAGCGAAGACAAUGACGACAAAUAUCCUGACGGUGAGGCUGAUGGAGAGGACGAUGAAGAGGAGGGGGAGACCGAUGAUACAGUGAAGAGCUCACAGGAGUUUGGUUGGGGGGAGGCUGGCCAGCGCCAGAAAGAACAUCCCGGAUUUCUAGAGGACGCACUACCUUCGCAACUUCCAGUCGCUCGCCCCCUCACGCCUGAAUUUCAAUUCCAGUAUUCACGCGAUGAAGAUGAUGUGGUCGCCCAGACGAGCCUUGAUAAAACCUCUCAGAAUGAAAGCUCACAGGGCCCUCUGGACAUCUCACCAGGCCUACAGCGGCAACAGUCCCAACACAUUGAGACCAUUGCCUCGAAGCCCGACGAUGUAUUGCGGCACCACCAUAAGAAAAACGGAACACCCCGUCUUCCUGACCCUGAAUCCCUCAAACUGCUGAAUCAAGUGACGGAGUGUAGCAUUCAGCCAUCGAGAGCCAAACGGUCCAAGUCAUCGAGUGGUGGGCCAACACCCGAUCAACUAUCUUGGUAUGGGCCGCGCUGGAAACAUUUUCUGGAGGAUGCCAAAGUAGAAUGUCGUGCGCAACAUGCCCUGGAGAAUCCGUUUCCAACUUUGGUAAAAAAUCUCCCAGGAACAAUCACUGAAGUUCUUAUUUCAGUGUUGGUUGUGUGGGAUAAGAACGGUAAACAAUUUGAAGCCGGGGUUUGGCCUGAGCAAAAGUUCAACAUGACUCGCUUGCUGUAUGAUGAUAUGUCAACUUGGCGAUCCGAACUAAAGAAAACUGCCAUAAGCAUUGCGCCAGUAUCAUACUCGCUCAUUCCCCCACUGUCGGUCCCCAUACAAGAACGCGCUGCUUGGAUCGAACACGCCGCCGCCACACUAAUCAAACAAUCAUUAUUCUUACGGUUUGGGGUGGAUGAACAGGGGAGAACACGAAAUUUCGCUCAUCCCGCCCUUCGGGAUGCUGUCAUCACAUUCUUUUACACAGGUCCAUAUCGAAUCGCACUGAGGAUGCCAGAGAUCUUCCGCACGGAGUUGCCACUCUCAUGUUUGGCGUUGGUUUCUGCAGCAUUUAAUUGUGUCCUCGACGGUCUUGCGAAAAACGGACAUGGAAAGUCGUACCCGAACUUUUCAACCAAGGACUACAGCCCUAUCUACAACCGGAUGCUUAACUUGCUCAAAGAAAUUCUUGAUGACGCGCAUCAUGGGCCUAGGCUGUCAGCUCAACUGCGAGAAUGGGCUGCAGCAGGAUGGGCCGCGGCUACGAAUCUCGAAGGAGUUGUUGAGGCGAAGCAUGACCACCUGCAAAUUUUCCUCGACUGA